This is a messenger RNA of Staurois parvus, 287 nucleotides long. Lineage: Eukaryota; Metazoa; Chordata; Amphibia; Anura; Ranidae. The record is from the annotation of a GenBank genome assembly.
UGUUUAAUCCUGACUUCUCUGCCCCUCCUCUUGUUCAGAUGUCCACACUGAUAAGACAGACUGAACCCGUAACCCUUCUGCACAUGCUCAGUUUUUUUUAUUUUUCUUGGGAGAGUGCAUGUAAUCAGCAAAGGACCAGUCAGCACUGUCCAGACAGAGGUCAGGGGUUCUGCAUCCUAGAGCAGAAAGAAAACUCCUCCUACAAGCUUUAACCGGUGCUCAGCUGAAGUCACAAGAUUGCUCUAACUACUGAUGAGAAAAGGUAUUUAGCAGUUUAUAUUUACAAA